This is a messenger RNA of Puntigrus tetrazona (Sumatra barb), 1357 nucleotides long. RefSeq names its product potassium voltage-gated channel, Isk-related family, member 4 (gene kcne4). The record is from RefSeq and is a predicted model, not a curated record. The transcript is spliced from 2 exons. Lineage: Eukaryota; Metazoa; Chordata; Actinopteri; Cypriniformes; Cyprinidae. Gene Ontology annotation, molecular function: delayed rectifier potassium channel activity; transmembrane transporter binding; potassium channel regulator activity. Gene Ontology annotation, cellular component: membrane. Gene Ontology annotation, biological process: ventricular cardiac muscle cell action potential; membrane repolarization during action potential; negative regulation of delayed rectifier potassium channel activity. The coding region runs from base 232 to 753 and encodes 173 amino acids.
GUCAUAAGAAUGUGAGCUCAGGCGUCUCUGGCCGGGAGUCAAGUGCCGCGAGGAAGGACGUGAGGAUCUCGACUCCCUCAACCUCUGUCACAGAUCCUCCUGGCGCGUGGCCACGCACCGGGGUCCGCUAUUUAAGCCGGACUCGGCCGACCGCCCCGUUACAAGCCGGAGAGACUCGAACACAAGCGAGGGACGGGGUGAAGCAUCCCGAUAACCGUUUCGUUCGUCGUAAUGGAGUUGGCGCGCAACACCUCCGCGCCUUCUUUGAAGCUGACCAACCGAAUCGCCUUGCCCGGUGGAAGCGACAGCAACGCGUAUUUGUACAUCAUCAUAGUGCUAUCUUUCUACGGAGUCUUCCUCACUGGGAUCAUGCUCGGUUACCUGCGCACCAAGCGGCGCGAGAAGAGGCGCACGAACGCGUUCACGCGGCUCCUGCACGAGGAGGAGCAGCGCGAGUGGGGCGCGAGCGAGAAGAAGCACAGCUUCAGCCUCCCCGCGUUUCCCGCCCUGCGCUCCGCUCCGGUGCCGUUCGCGCUGGCCGCGGGCCGCGCGCUCGACGGCGGCAGGGUCCUCGCGCCCCUGGCGUGCGCGCUGUGCUCGGUGGAGCAAAGCAGCGCGAGCUCCCUCAGCUCCGUCGCCGACGUGCGCUUCGCCAUCGAAGAGGAGUCAGACAGCGGAGGAAACGAGGAUCCGCAGAAAGCGGACCUCGGCGGUGACGGACCGUCCCGGGAAAACCUCAAAACGGCGCGCUGAGGACCCGUUGCUAUGGCGACCGCAGUUCCCUCCCGAACGCAACGAUUAGCCUAGUUAGUGUUACUUCAAAUAAAACUGUUUUAAGUUGGUACUAUAGAUAGCAAUAAAAACGAACGCUUCUUGUACCGCUUUAAAUCUUGCGUUAAUUUAUUGAGGUUUUACUGUCGUAAAUAACUGUAGUAAAUUGGCGGGAACUGUGGUUCGGGUGAUAAAAGUUCUCCGAAGCGCCUGAUUAGAAAGUAUGAACUCUUGCGCCAGAAGCAGAUUUUUACACGAGCACAUAACUUGCGAUGUAAAUCGGAUUUGACACGUCUUGGAAUACGAUGAACUUGUGUUACUAGAAGUGUAUUUCCUCGCGUGCUUGCGUGAAGUACGUUUCGGGCCUUAAACGCGAUGUAAACAUUGCGAUGAACCUGGAAGCCACUUGAAAAAAAAACUCAUUUUUACCUAAUAAAGGCCUAUAUCAUCAUUCACACAGAUGUGUAAAUUGUUUUGAAAAAAAAUGUUAAAUGAUCUGUAUAUAUUGUUCUGCGUGCAUGGAUGCGUCUAUUUAAAAUUUUUACCGUAUUUUGUGUAAACGAAAUAAAAUGUUUUUUCUUGUGAA